Hevea brasiliensis (rubber tree) is the source of this 1249-nucleotide messenger RNA. RefSeq lists its product as uncharacterized. The record is from RefSeq and is a predicted model, not a curated record. The transcript is spliced from 2 exons. Gene Ontology annotation, molecular function: S-adenosylmethionine-dependent methyltransferase activity. NCBI's taxonomy places the organism in Eukaryota, Viridiplantae, Streptophyta, Magnoliopsida, Malpighiales, Euphorbiaceae. Bases 269 to 1060 code for a protein of 263 amino acids.
UGAAAAUCAAUUUCGUGUCUCCGUUGCUGAUUCACCAAAUUAACCCAAUAACAAUGCAAGAUAGACUUUGAGCUUCCCUAGUCAAAAUCGGCAUACUAAAUUGUAACCUUCCCAAGUUGUUCCUUCCAAUCCUAUAAUUCAAUGGACUAACCUAUAAGAUAAGGACACAAGAUGAAAUCUCCAAAAUCUUGGAAGAACCUACAUAUACACAACAGAGGUAAACAGAUCUCAUCGAAAAUAUAUAGAAAGAAUCAAAACCCAAGAAGAAAUGGCGGAGUUGUUUGUUAAGCAAGCAAAGCAAUACGCAGAGGGCAGGCCUAAUUACCCAGAAGAACUCUUCCAAUUCAUUGCCUCCAAGAAUCCUGCUAAAGACCUUGCUUGGGAUGUGGGCACCGGCAGCGGCCAGGCAGCCCAAUCUCUAGCUGAGAUCUACCAGAAUGUUAUAGCCACAGAUACUAGCCUGAAGCAACUGGAAUUUGCACCAAAAAUUGCCAAUGUUCGGUAUCAGCAAACUCCUCCUGUCAUCCCAAUUGACGAAUUGGAGCAAUAUGUGUCAGCACAAUCAAGUGUAGAUUUGGUGACAAUUGCUCAAGCCCUCCAUUGGUUUGACCUGCCUGCGUUUUACCAGCUAGUGAAGUGGGUGCUCAAGAAACCAAAUGGAGUAAUUGCUGCCUGGUGCUACACUGUGCCUGAAGUUAAUGACUUCGUGGACUCUGUCUUCAAACCAUAUUAUGCCAUUGAUUCUGAACCAUAUUGGGAUCCAGUACGUAAAUUGGUAGACCAAAAGUAUGCAACCAUUAAUUUUCCAUUUGAGCCAGUGGAGGGAACUGAUCACACAGGGCCAUUCAGGUUUGUAUCUGAGAAAGUGAUGAGCUUGGAUGAGUAUUUUACUUACCUAAGGUCAUGGUCUGCAUAUCAAACAGCUAAGGAAAAAGGUGUGGAUCUAUUGAGGGAUGAUGUGGUUGAGAAGUUCAAGAAUGCCUGGAAUGAAGAUGGGCAAGACAGAAAGGUUGUUAAGUUUCCUAUUUAUUUGAAGAUUGGAAAGGUGGGGAAUUUGUAAAGAUAUAUAGCAAGCCAAUUGGUUCACUGCAUAAGAAAUAGCAGGAAUUGAAAAAUGGAAUUGUUGUAUCAAUUCCAUUUUUGUCUUUCUUAAUGUUUGAUGUGAUCAUUUUCUUUGUCCUUGUUUUGAUGAAAAGUGGCUAUUUUCCCUUUCUUCUAUCUAUACUAGCAAACUCCACUGCUUUGCACA